UCGGCAAAUACACUGUACAUUGUGACAGUAGGCCUUUGCAUUUUGUGUGCAUUUAGCUUGGAGUAUGUGUCACGUACACAAUCAAGGACUCAACCACAGAUGUCAAAGACUCAAGCUAGUAACCGACCAAUGACAUCUUCGAAGCCUGGUGAAACAAGGUGUCAAAGACUCAAGCUAGUAACCGACCAAUGUCAUCUUCGAAGCCUGGUGAAACAAGGUGUCAAAGACUCAAGCUAGUAACCGACCAAUGUCAUCUUCGAAGCCUGGUGAAACAAGGAAAACGAAACGGCUAGAAAACGUACUCUUUGAUGACUGGUUUAUCUACCGGAUAUAAGGCCUCAGGAAAGUCGACAGGAUGUAUGGUGACUCUGAGGAUCUGAUACUUGACCAGGAAUUUGAUGAGGACUAUGACCCAACACGCAAAGAGAUUCAUGACUAUGCCAAGAUCUUGGGGAUAGACCCAGAGAAGGAGCCGGAGUUGGUAUGGAUCGCGAAGGAAGGUUUCUCAGCGGUGCUACCCAAGGAAUGGAGAGCGUGCUUCCGUAAGAAAAAGGGCGAGAUAUUCUACGUGAACUUGGUAACGGGGGAGAAGACCUUAGAUGACCCAUCUGAUGAGGAGUUCAGGACGAAAGUCAGGCAGGAGAGGCUUAGGGUUAUCAGGCUCAAGGCUAAUGAGAAACGACGACGACAGCCUCCACCGAAGUUGCAGUUUGUUGAGAUGCAUGUUACAAGUACGACCAACGACCAUGGAGAAACCGUCCUCACUAAAACCACGACAAAGGGGCUUCUGGACGGCUCUUCACAUUACAAUUACCAGACGGUUAUAGGACAAGGCCAGGCCACAGACGAGUCCACGCUGACAGCAUCCACCAGCCUGAGCAAGUGCCAAAGUUACAGCGCAGACUUGUCAAACACGGAAUCAACUAGACCAAUUCAAAAUACGGUGACAAAGCGGAGUGGCCGAUACGUGCGGCUGGAUGACGAGGAUGAUAUGACAACGAUAGAGCCAGCUGAUGACGAGACUCAUGUGAGCUACAUGAUGCGAAGUCUCUCCGCCAAGGGCGAGGAGCGAAUCAUCUGGAAGAAGGGCGCCUUACUAGGGAAGGGCGCUUGCAGUAAGGUAUGGAAGGGCCUGACGAGUACGGGAGAACUUGUAGCCGUCAAACAGAUUGAGCUAGUGGAUGGAAGGAAGGAGGAAUUGGACGUGCAAUGCAGGGAUAUAAUCAAGGAGGUUGGACUGCUGAAGACUUUAGAGCAUCCUAAUAUUGUCCGAUUUCUCGGCGCUAGUUUCGAGGAUGAGAUCCACGCCUGUAUCUUCAUGGAGUUUGCCCCUGGCGGAUCAAUACAGAACCUCAUCAAGACAUUCGGCCCUUUCGAGGUGAUCGUCAUUGCUAAGUAUACUAAGCAGAUCGUGGAAGGGGUUCGUUACAUCCACAACAAGGGCGUCGUACACAGGGACGUUAAGGGACAAAACAUCGUUGUCACCAAUGACGGUAUUAUCAAGCUGGUGGACUUUGGUUGUGCCAAGCGCCAUACUCUGACGAUAGCGCCAUCGCUCUCUACGAAGCCAUCUGUCUUCAAAUCAGUUGUCGGAACUCCUCACUGGAUGGCGCCAGAGGUGGUGACGGAAUCUGGCCAUGGCAGGAAGUCAGAUAUAUGGAGUAUUGGCUGUACGAUAUUUGAGAUGGCGACCGGAAAUCCACCCUGGGCAGAAAUGGAAGCCAUUGCCGCCAUCUUUGCCAUCGGUAGCGGAAAGGAGAUACCGGAACUAUCCGGUAACAUAAGUGAUGCAUGUCGGGACUUUACAAAAAGCUGCAUGAUAAGGGACCCCUGUCAGCGACCUUCAGCUGAGGAACUUCAAGACUACCCAUUCAUUCGAAAUGUGAAGGAAAAGCGCUUGAUUCGCAGUUCAACCUAUGUAAAGACGACUGAGAGUGACGCUUGACGAUGGCCGCCCACAAUCUCCUCACCAUUGGAAACGGUUGCUAAGUGACACUUGCACCGUGUACGAGCAUACAUUUGGUCUCUUCCGGUUUAGGAGGGGCAAAUGAAGGGCAGUCCUCUCAUUUAGGGAUUCGGGCGCCCUCCGACACACAGAUAUAACACCUCUGUUCAUUUCAAACGUUAUAUAUCUCUGUCGAAUUAUACGACCCCGUUCCUACAAACAAUGGCGGUCUCCCGUGGUGGCGGCCAUGUUGAAUAGUGGACUAUACUGUCUCUGACCCUAGGUCAAUCGAUUUGCAUGGCGUGCGCAUAAAAAUAGUUCCCAAAGUGUUAUUGGUUUUAUUAUGACGUCACAAAUACCUUUCGGGUGUGUGAAGAACGAUCACGUGAGAUGAAAUAUACCAAGUAAAAAAUUAAUAAAUUAACGUCGAAAUUUAAUUGAGUAGGCCACGGCCGGCGGCGGACUACCCUCAAUUUCACCAGCCACAUAGGAUUCUGGAGAGUCUAUUGCGGUCCGUAGCUGGCAUAUCAAUUUAAGGCACCAGUGUCGACAGGGCAACAGCAUGAACUUUCAACAGACGCUUCAAACAAAUGUCUAACACUGCCACUGAGCAAAUGAUGUAGAUACACCAUGACAUGUACACUCACUUUAUUCAUUAAUAAAUUUUACUUAAUUUAUUUUCGAAA
Molecule: messenger RNA, 2631 nt
Organism: Lineus longissimus
Lineage: Eukaryota; Metazoa; Nemertea; Pilidiophora; Heteronemertea; Lineidae
Product: mitogen-activated protein kinase kinase kinase 19-like
Exons: 13
Coding region: 356-1945 (529 amino acids)
Biological process (GO): protein phosphorylation
Molecular function (GO): ATP binding; protein kinase activity
Source: RefSeq, a predicted model, not a curated record